Messenger RNA from Dama dama (fallow deer), 670 nucleotides. RefSeq names its product C-C motif chemokine ligand 19 (gene CCL19). Lineage: Eukaryota; Metazoa; Chordata; Mammalia; Artiodactyla; Cervidae. The transcript has 4 exons. Gene Ontology annotation, biological process: chemokine-mediated signaling pathway; inflammatory response; positive regulation of ERK1 and ERK2 cascade. The record is from RefSeq and is a predicted model, not a curated record. Bases 148 to 456 code for a protein of 102 amino acids. Gene Ontology annotation, cellular component: extracellular region. Gene Ontology annotation, molecular function: CCR chemokine receptor binding; chemokine activity.
AAGGCAGCCCCGGCUUCCUCUAGCUGCCACACUCACGUUCCCAGAUCCCUCACGCCCUGCACUUGCCAGCUGAGCCUUGACUUCACGGGGACUCUGCCCGAUUCACUGGCUCACAGUUCGCCGGCAGUCAGCCUCCGCUCCCUCUCCAUGGCAUUCCAGACAGCCUCCCUGCUGGCCAUCAGCCUGCUGAUCCUCUGGGUCUCCCCUGCUCUGGGAGGUGCCAACGACGCUGAAGACUGCUGCCUGUCUGUGACCCAGCGCCCCAUCCCUGUAUUCCUGGUGCGAGCCUACCGCUACCUGCUCCUCAAGGAUGGCUGCAGGCUACCUGCCGUCGUGUUCACCACGCAGAGAGGCCAUGAGCUCUGUGCACCCCCAGACCAGCCAUGGGUGGACCGCAUCAUCCGGAGACUGAAGAGGAACUCUGCCAGGAGAAGUGUUCCAGUAGCUACCCCAUGACAGCCCAGAGAAAGCCCUGUGUUCGGGAGACAGAAUGUGAAUCACUGAAGCCCUGGGGAACCAAGGACCAGAAGGCAGGCCCCCUGCCCUCCUGCAUCAGACCCGACCUGGCUGCAGCAGGGCGGCAGUGUCAUUGUGAGUGUGAGUGUGAGUGUGAGUGAGGAUGUGUGUGGUGAAGAUUGCAAUGUUUCCAAUAAAGCCCAGCUGGUCCCCA